UUGCUACUAUAUCACUCCUGUCCUUACGAAGCACACUGGCACCAAAGAAACUCGAUACUUUGCUUGGUAUAAUCCGCAGCCCAACGACUACGAUGAUGUCUUGGUCUAACUUCCAUCUGAAGUCACCUACUUUAUUGUUGUGCUCGAAAUAAUAUUGCUAUUCGAACAUCUGUUAAGCCUGCUCUGAUCAACACACUGUCUCACUCUUCGUCUCAUCACACACCAAAACGCACCCCUAGAGAACGAGACUGAUGCCGCCUACAAAAGCCUGACAUAUCGAGACUGGUCCUUCUCUUUACCCCUCUCUUUCCUUCCCCCAUCUAGUCAGCUGCGCUGCACUAGAUCCCUGCUCCCUCUCCCCUUUCUAUACUAAUCACCUUUCAUUGCUCAUCGCAGCUGUGCUGCCCUUCAACCACGCUCUCUCUUUCCACUGCACUUUCAUCAUCACAUCCAUUAAGCAAUCAUGGUUCAACUUGCGCUGGCAGUCGCCUCGGUCCUUGUCUUGCCUUCUCUCUCGUCCAUCGGAGCAUACGCUGUUCCACUUCCUGCUGCUAUUGUCGUUCCAGAACAAGUUGUAGUGCAUUCACCUGAGAACGCAAUGUCCGCCGAGUUUGAGGCGAGGUUCAACCGGCCAAUGGCCUUUUAUCGCGAACGCGAGCUGGCGAACCAGGAGAAUAGCGGUUGGUCGUCUCGCCUCCAUCGUCGGAAACGCGCAGCCUUGGUUGCGGAGCAAAGCCUGUCGACAGAGUCAGGUGCAAUCAACCCGGCAGCCGUUCAAUUGAAGCCGACUUUCAUUCAGCGCCGGUCCAGGCCUGUGAAUCCAGUUGCAGCGCAUAUACGACCAUCCAAGCCACGUUUCGCGAGCGGCAAGGGUCGCAGGCAAAAUGAUGUGUAUGGUGGCAUGUACACAUCCAGUGUCUUGCAUGGUGCCAAUACCGGUAUUAAAGCCAGACAAGCGAGCGCGGGACCAGCAGCAGGAGUUCCCGGAAAGGUCAGCGUCGUGGCUGCGAGCAACUCGUCCCAACCGAAUGUCGACUUGACCAUCGCCGUGGACCCAAUUGCUAGUCUGGUAUUUUCCCUGGACAGCAAUUCGACAACCGGUGUUAUCAAGGCGACUGCUUCUGCCGACAACCAUACAACGCUUUACCUGACCCCCACUUCCUCCAACGUCACAACUUUGCCGGAUCCGUCUACCCUCCUUGUCAAUCUGAAAAUGGCUGUCUUUGAUCCGGACCGCGCAGCUCUGAUUCAAUACUGCGCCACCUAUGAUCCCUCUCCUUCGAAUGGAUCUUCCAUCACAGCCGAGCCAUGCCAGACAGUCACGGCAGCGCACUCUUCGCAAGUAUUCAUUUACUCUCCCGCGUCAGGUGUCGUCCAUCCGCUCUGGUCUCAGGAUAUGGCCGUUGUGGGCGGUUUGGGAGGCAGCAACAUGUCCUCUCUGUUCUCCAAUAGUUCUGGGGAUUCCGAUACCAACGUGAAGAUCACGAACACGACGUCGACGGUCAUAACACAAGCCGAUAGCCAUUACAUGACGAACGCGCUAUUCUCAGCUUCGAACGCGACAACUCCCCUCGCACCGGACAGCCAGUCUCUGUUUGAGCUCGUCUUUGUCCCCGACUCUGCCGAAUUCUUGGUUGCUGCUCCGGCGAAUGUUACAGAGGGGCUCAAUCCACAUAUGGCCAUGGUUGGAAGCUAUUCACAGUCGGCCCCACCGACGUUCACCGGUGCAGCUCCAACUAUGCCUUUGGCUGUAAAUGCGAGCUCAGUCCACUUAGCCGCCGCUCUUUUACCCAUGAUUCCAUUACCAGACUCAACGGACGGCACACCGGCACCGACCCCCACGGGGAGGAGAUGA
Molecule: messenger RNA, 1855 nt
Organism: Dacryopinax primogenitus
Lineage: Eukaryota; Fungi; Basidiomycota; Dacrymycetes; Dacrymycetales; Dacrymycetaceae
Exons: 5
Coding region: 464-1855 (463 amino acids)
Source: RefSeq, a predicted model, not a curated record